UAUUAAAAUAGCCACUUUUUGUAAACUUAAUCACCUUAAUAGUUUUCCUCUAAAAUCUAUUUUCGUUCAUUUUAUAUUUCAGCAUCAGCCAAUAUUGUGUUGGCUUUGUUUACGAUAUGUGCCGAAAAACAUCGUGACGUCAAUUUAACAGUUUGCUUUUAGACACACGUUUUAACCUAGAAUACAAACCUGGCUAGUCAAAUCCGGUUGCUACGGUGAGAUAUGAACGGUAUCGGCCCGUUGUUAAGCAGUGUGGCGAAUGACGUCGCAGAUUAUGCGUGUAAAAUGAAUUGGCUGUGCGAGGAAAUAGGUCGCUGAGUCACACCACUAUGACGAAUACAAGAGCUUGCGUAGCAGGAACAGUCUAUUAUUUUGCGAUAGGGUAACAGACGGGUUAGUUUGUAUCAGAACGUGUUAAAAGUUAAAUAAAUGAUAGCUGUCAACAGAGGGAAAGCAGAAGAAAGAAUGGAAUACCUGUUGGUGAUCUAAGUAAGGCGAAACAGUGUAUAAGUUACAGGACACGUGAGCUGCACGAGCCGGGUUUCAAAGACCUAUAUUCACCGAAUGGUUAUAACGUCAGCAGCCAAUUGGGGCUCGUGGAUGACGUCAUUCCAGCCAAAACAACGUAGACGGUCUACUGUGUAAUCGGAUUGUUUAGGAUAGACAAAAAUGGAUUUGAGAAAACCAAAGGCUUCAAAACAAGACAAAGAAAAGAGUUUGGGGAUGCCGGGUACUGUUACAGAUAGUAAUAUCAUGUAUAAUAUGGUUGUUGUAGCUACAGACCAUCUUUUACAGUACGCUACGACAAAAGGCCAUUACACCAUAAGUACAGUCUCUCAAAUGACGAAAGCACAACUAGCCGAAUUUCUUAAAGAUUUCUAUUUAACUUUUAAAAACUCUCCUGAUGACAUCAUUACCACCAUUCGUGAAGGACUACAUCAGUUCUUUCUAAAUGAAAAUGGUUUUGACAUUAUUAACGACAUAGCGUUUGAUUACGCAAAUUUAAUUUAUCAAAGAUGUGCAAAGAGGAAAGGACUGUUAAUGAGCAGAGAAUCUAUGUUGGGACAGUCAAGUCCUAGAGCUUCUCCAGGACCCAGAAGUUCACCAGUGCCAUCAUCCUAUUCAUUUACAGGAAUAAAACCAGUGAAACAAUCAAGAAUUCAAUAUGAAUCCCUAAAAAAAUUAUAUUUAAGUGAUGCCUUAGCAGGAAAUUAUCCUGAAUCGUUACAAAACAAAGUUUAUUUUGACGUUAAUUUAUAUAUUAUAAAUCGCGGGAAAGAUUGUUUACGAACUAUGGUCAAGUCAGAUUUUGAUAUCGGAACCGACGAAACUGGUCGAAGAUAUGUUUGGUUAAAAUAUUCGGAUAAAUUCAGUAUUCGAGAAGUUGGUAAUGUUCCAGGCGAUGACAGAACUGUUAAUGGUAACCAACUUGGUGACAGAAUGUAUGAAAGACCCGGUGAUCCAAGAUGUCCAUUGGCAUCCUUUCUAAGAUAUGUCACCCAUCUCCAUCCGAUGACCGAUGCAUUUUGGCAGCGACCGAAACGUCAAGUUAAUGAGUCUGAUUAUGUUUGGUUUGAUAACACAGCAUUAGGAAAUAGUUCGCUGAGUAAAUUCAUGCAGAAGAUAUGUUUACAAGCGGGUUUAAUGGACAGCUACACAAACAACGCAAUACGAGGGGUGUAUAUUCCAGCAGUAGAGAGUAUAUGUCGUGAAGAUAGCGGGGUAACGCAGCCACAGUCUGUGAUGCAGGUUAUACCAGAACCAACCAUUAAAAUAGAGAAGUUAGAAGAGUCACCAUCAUUAGAAUGUCUUCAGGUAGAAAGUGGUGUCCAAGAUGAUGCUUCAUCCUCUGAUAGUGAAAUAAAAAGUGAACUUGACGAUAGAGAUGUUAAUAGACUUGAUGAUCAAAGUUUAGGUUUAAGAGAUUCUAAGAUGGAGGUAUUAAAUUUACUUCAACGAUUAAUGGUGAAAGAUAUCCAAAAAUUUGUUGAUUGGUUAAAAACUGUUCGAGUAGAAAAAAGUGGAGGAGAAUUAACUGUUUUGUGUAGCCCAGUUGAUAAAGCAACCAUUGAUCCUGAAAUAACAAAUCCAACCACCAAUGGUGAUAACAAGGGAAAUAACUCCACUGGGAAUGGAGUAGCCACACAGAAUGGAGAGAAGAGUGCGGAUGGUAGUAAAAAUGUUCAUGAAGCGAGUAUGGAACAUGAACAUAUGGAUUCUUUAGAAGGAAUAUCAAUAAAACAAGUCGAUUUUCUCACUCUAGAUUCAACACAUUGUUCAUGUAAGGAAUUACGUCCUAUGAAAGUCACCAUCCCUACCUCCGAUACGCUUCUUGUCACAGGAAUUACCGAAGAUACACAGUUGCUACUUCACCGUAAAUGUGGUCAAACAGUUGGUUCUGAAAAUCUUAAAGACAGAGUAUUUUAUUCAGAAAAUGAUUUGGAUGUAGCAGAAGUGGCAGCCAUGUUAAGUACACGGACACGGAUUAGCUCACCAGUCAUCACACCUCAUUCUCAUUCAAAUUCAGACUUUCAAUCCAGUUUGCCUCCUAGAAAAAGAAUGACAGAUUCUUUAUUUCAAAUGAACUCUCCUUCUGCGAAAAGAUUGUGUAAUAUUCGAAAUAUUGAUGAAGAAUCAGAAAGUGACAUUAAUUUAGAGACAAAUUUAAACUGUUUAAAACCAGCCACAUUAAAGUCUUUACCAUUAAAACACAAGAAGAAAGUGAGAUUUAGUUCAGGAAUUCAGGCCUUUAAAAUUAAAACAGAAUCAAUUCAUAGUAAUACCAAUUAACAGACGUGAGGUUGGGAUAAAAUUGAUUGUAAGAGAAUAAAACAUCUGGUAAAAUAUUAAAUUGUUUAAAUUUGCUAAGUUUUUAAAUUAGCACUGUAAUAAUUUUAGUAUUUACAUACCGGUAUGUAUAUAUAUAUUUAUCCAUGUUAUUGUUAUUUGUUAUAUAUGUAGUUUAAUCUACAUGUAUUUUUACAACAACUAUUAUUUUGUAUGUAUAUUUUGGCAAAAGUUUUGCAUAAAGAAAUUUUGAGAAGUUGAAUUCAGCCUUGAUAUGUAUAUUUAGACCAUAACUAUGAACCUAUUGACAGCUUUAUUGUACAUAUAGACCCUACUUUAAAGGUUAAUAAGUAUUAAUAACAUUGUCUCUAAUAAUAUAGAUACGAUAAAACAAUUCAGAUUUAUGUCUAAUGAUUGAUGAAAUGUGAUAUUUUAGAGAUAAUGUUGAAGCCUACUUGAUAUGCAAGAGGUGCAUUUUGAGUUUUUUUGAGAAAAAAAAAGUGCUAUAAUUUAUUUAUUUUAUCCUAUUUGAGUUUGACAAAAAUUUGAGUCCAAUUGAAAGACUUAAUAAUGUAUAAAUUUUAUCCGAGCCUAAAAUUAAUAAUAAUCUUACCUGUAUUUAGUGCUUAGUUGUCAUCAGUCCAUGACUAUAAUAGUAUAGUACAGACUUUCUUGUAAAUAACAGAAGUCACCAUUUUGGUAGUCGUUGCUAUGCAUAGUUCAAUAAGCAAUAUAAAAUGCCAUUUUAGGUUUAAUGUAAUAAUCUGAUUUUGAGCUUUCUUUUUUAGAAAUAAACAGUCUGAUAUACAUGUAUACAUAUACUAUAGAUCUAUAUAAUCUUAUUGUACACCAUUUACAUGUAAAAUUUUGUAUCUUAAGCCUUGUACAGAUUAUCACACAUUUAUUCAAAACAUGGCCAUAAUAUGUUCAUGGACAUGCGUAUGAUCAUUUUCCCAGCAAACUUGAAACUACUCGAAAAUUAUCCUUAUAAGACAUAUAGAAAUAGAUUAUACUAAAAUCAACACAGUUAUAUGGAUAUACUACUUCGGAAUAAUAUUAAUAAAAUUCAGAAGUAGUAUAUCCAUAUAAGUGUGUUAAUUACUUGAAAAUUGUAUGAUAUUCAACAUUUUAGCUGCAUGUUGCAUCUACACAACAUUUCAAGCCAUUGACUAGUUCCAAUUAAUCUGGAUACCAUCACACAAAUAUAUGAUACUAUGUCUUAAUCAUAUGUUCACGACUUUCCUGUUAAUCUCCAAUUGAAGUGAAAGAGACUUUUAUAUAAAUAAUUAUGGCAUAUUAAUUAUAUGAUAAUUUGAAUCUGAUUUCCUAGUUAUUAUAUUUGUAAAUUCAUGUACAUUAAAAACAUCAAGGAGCAUGUUUUUAAUAAGGUCUUGCUAAAUGUUUCUGAUAUAUACAUCAAAGCAUGGUAGACAAAAGGUUCUGUACUGUCCCUGAUUGUAAGAAUCUGUUCAAAGUACUAAAUUGCAAAAGAUGUAUCUUUAAAAUGUCAGCAGUCGAAAAAUGGUUUAAUUCCAUUUAGUACUUACGAAGAUAUGAUGAAUUGACGAUGAGCAGCUUUAACCAAUUUUUAUACGCUCACAUUGAAAUGUGGUAGUAUAUUGUCGUCGUCUCUGUCUGUCCGUCCGUCCGGCGUCCACAAUUGCUUGAUUUUCAGCAACUUACGAUAAUUACUGCCGGAGUAAUGGCCCUUGAUCACUUUGAAAAAUCUUGUGGACGCUCUAAGGGCUGAAGCUAAUAUCCGAUUGACUUUAAAUUUAUACACAGUGUUUUAGGUCAUGAGACGAAGAAGUCUAUUCAUUUUCAGUGAUUUUCGAUAAUUACUGCCAGAGUUAUGGCCCUUGAUCACUUUGAAAAAUAUUGUGGACACUCUAGAGGCUAAAGUUAAUAUCCGAUUAACUUUAAAUUUAUACAAAGUAUUAAAGGUCAUGAAACGAAGAAGUCUAUUCAUUUUCAGCGAUUUUUGAUAAUUACUGCCAGAGUUAUGGCCUUUGAUCACUUCAAAAAAUCUUGUGGACGCUCUAGAGACCAAAGUUAAUAUCCGAUUGAUUUCAGAUUGAUACACAGAGUUUAAGAUCUUGAUACGAACAAGUAAAUUUUUAUGACUUGAACAGCUAUAUCCAUGAUAUUAAAAGUUUUGUAUACUAAGCGUUAGCAUGGGGGCAGAACUUUAUAAAAAACAAACAAAUUCUAAUGGUUUUCUGAUAAUUACUUCAUGAGUUGUUACUCUUAAUCAGAUUUUAGUGUAUUAUAAAUAUUUCAUUACCGAAAAAAGUAAAAAUAUGCGACAACACUUGUUGACUGCCCGGACGAUUUAGCUGCUGUUGGCGUAUGUUUCGUUGUCUGGCAACCUAUCUUUAGGAGUUUGUGUUAAAUAAACGAACAAUUUAGUUUUGUAAAGCACGAUGGGAUAAUUUGUGAACUUUCUGAUUAUAACUUGUAUAUCAAUGCUCACAAUAUUAUUUGUUGGCCAUGUUUUUCCUGUAUAAUUUGUUUAUGAAAGAUUUGUAAGUCCAGAUUUUUGUUGUUAAAUUUGUUAAUGAAUGUUCAAGUUGUAAAAGUUAUUUGUAUAGAAUAAUAAAGAUUACAAUUAAAUUUGAA
Messenger RNA from Patella vulgata (common limpet), 5406 nucleotides. RefSeq lists its product as uncharacterized. Bases 670 to 2790 code for a protein of 706 amino acids. NCBI's taxonomy places the organism in Eukaryota, Metazoa, Mollusca, Gastropoda, Patellidae. The transcript is spliced from 4 exons. The record is from RefSeq and is a predicted model, not a curated record.